Molecule: messenger RNA, 384 nt
Organism: Pseudozyma hubeiensis SY62
Lineage: Eukaryota; Fungi; Basidiomycota; Ustilaginomycetes; Ustilaginales; Ustilaginaceae
Product: acyl-CoA oxidase
Exons: 2
Coding region: 1-384 (127 amino acids)
Source: RefSeq, a predicted model, not a curated record
AUGGGAGGUGCAGCGGUCGCGGCGGUCACGCGUCGACGAGAGUCUGAGGAUGUGAUUGACGUCGAAGAUGUUGGAGAAAGCCUGUCCGCGGUGUCUCGUGCACGGCUCAGCAUCAGGACCAAGUCUCGAAAUGCACGUCACCUCGACGGUCACACGGGAAAAACACCUGUUUUGGAAUACAACGGGACGCGGCUUUGCCGACAAGUGUUGGUUGCAGGUGUCCUCGGCAGCUCCGCGUUUCUCAAUCAGCGCUUCCGCAUCCGAGAUGCCAAGAUGCCUCUGAGCAAUGUGAAUGUCCAUGAAGCUUUCAUCACCUUCCUGCACCGAGAGCAAUCGUACAAAGCAUCGGCCACAAAAGGUGACUGGCUCCGCUGUGCAGGGUGA